This is a messenger RNA of Otolemur garnettii (small-eared galago), 2899 nucleotides long. It is a transcript of the gene SUV39H2, whose product is annotated as suppressor of variegation 3-9 homolog 2. NCBI's taxonomy places the organism in Eukaryota, Metazoa, Chordata, Mammalia, Primates, Galagidae. Gene Ontology annotation, cellular component: nucleus. The record is from RefSeq and is a predicted model, not a curated record. Gene Ontology annotation, molecular function: histone H3K9 methyltransferase activity; zinc ion binding; protein binding. The transcript has 6 exons. Bases 120 to 1352 code for a protein of 410 amino acids.
GCGGGUUCCAGCCCCCAGCCCCGGCCCCCCGAGUCCCGCGCGGGCCGGGCAGGGGCGGGGCGUCGGGCCAGCUGAGCUAUCCCGUCAGACCGCGCCAGUUUGAAUGAAAGCUUGUCAAGAUGGCGACGGCUGAGGCCGAGGCGCGAGGAGCUUGGUGUGUGCCUUGCCUAGUUUCACUUGAUACUCUUCAGGAAUUAUGUAGAAAAGAAAAGCUCACAUGUAAAUCGAUUGGAAUCACCAAAAGGAAUCUAAACAAUUAUGAGGUGGAAUACUUGUGUGACUACAAGGUAGUAAAGGAUAUGGAAUAUUAUCUUGUAAAAUGGAAAGGAUGGCCAGAUUCUACAAAUACUUGGGAACCUUUGCAAAAUCUCAAGUGCCCGUUACUGCUUCGGCAAUUCUCUAAUGACAAGCAUAAGUAUUUAUCUCAGGUAAAGAAAGGCAAAGCAAUAACUCCAAAAGACAAUAACAAAACUCUGAAACCUGCAGUUGCUGAGUACAUUGUGAAGAAGGCUAAACAGAGGAUAGCUCUGCAGAGAUGGCAAGAUGAACUGAACAGAAAAAAGAAUCAUAAAGGAAUGAUACUUGUUGAAAAUACUGUUGACUUAGAGGGCCCACCUUCAGACUUCUACUACGUUAAUGAAUACAAACCAGCUCCUGGAAUCAGCUUAGUUAACGAAGCUACGUUUGGUUGUUCAUGCACGGAUUGUUUCUUUGACAAAUGUUGUCCUGCUGAAGCUGGAGUUCUUUUGGCUUAUAAUAAAAACCAACAAAUUAAAAUCCCACCUGGCACCCCCAUCUAUGAAUGCAACUCAAGGUGUCAGUGUGGACCCGACUGCCCUAAUAGGAUUGUACAAAAAGGCACACAAUAUUCCCUUUGCAUCUUUCGAACUAGCAAUGGCCGUGGCUGGGGCGUAAAAACCCUUGUGAAAAUUAAAAGAAUGAGUUUUGUCAUGGAAUAUGUUGGAGAGGUAAUCACAAGUGAAGAAGCUGAAAGACGGGGGCAGUUAUAUGACAACAAAGGAAUCACAUACCUCUUUGAUCUGGACUAUGAAUCUGAUGAAUUCACAGUGGAUGCAGCUCGCUAUGGAAAUGUGUCUCAUUUUGUGAAUCACAGUUGCGACCCAAAUCUUCAGGUGUUCAAUGUUUUCAUUGAUAACCUUGAUACUCGCCUUCCCCGAAUAGCAUUGUUUUCUACAAGAACCAUAAAUCCUGGAGAAGAACUGACUUUUGAUUAUCAAAUGAAAGGUUCUGGGGAUAUAUCUUCAGAUUCUAUUGACCACAGCCCAGCCAAGAAGAGGGUCAGAACUGUCUGCAAGUGUGGAGCUGUGACUUGCAGAGGUUACCUCAACUGAAGUUUCAGGAAACAGAGCUGAUGAUAAUUGUAGUUUUUCUAAUGUUAACAUUUAAAAAAAUUAUAAGUAUUUGGGACUCUUUUUUAUUUUCAUAUCAGCAAGAUUAUACCUAUGUUAAUUUACAAGCCGUGUCUCAAGACAUUUGCCAAAUGUAUUACUGAUGCUUCUGAAGAGAGGGCCAGUGGGCCACACAGACUGAUAUUUAGUGCUUAGAGACCAAACACAAAAGCAAACUAUUUACGGGUCAGCAUAUGCAUAUUUCAAGAGUCUGUCAAUAGAGAUAUGCCUCCUUCAGUAUUUGAAAAGUGUUAAACUGAUAAUGUAAGAAUUGCUAAGGUCAGACAUUCAACUUGCCAUUUACCUCAAAUUUGCAGAAAGAGUUGAUUCAGUUUGAGAAAAUAUGCAAAUUCCAUUUUUUUAUCACAGUGUAAUUCCUAUUUAAUACUCAUUGUACUUGUGUUUGAGACAAAUAGAUGAUACUGAAUUUUAUACUCUUUUCUACUUCAUUAAAAUAUUGGCAUCUUAAUGAUAACAGAAAUUUAAGAUUUAAAAUUAAAUGUAAAAAAAUUUAAUUUCAGCUUGAUCUCAUAUUUUGAAGCAAUCUACACCAUUAUGAGGGGUGUUUAUGUGAACUAAUAAUUCCUGUAGAAGAAAAAUCUCCAAAAACUUAUCUCUGAAAGUCCGGAAUGGCUGGCUGUUAUGCUUCUUUGGAAGGACAGGACAUUGGGACCAGGAGGGUUUUUUGGAGGACUGGCCAGGGAAAAUGGAGCACUUAGGGCGCCUUUUAGUAGCAUGAAUUACGAGAAGCAUGUUGAGUACCUCUGGUAUAAACAGUCAAACAAGAUACCGGAGAGAGCUGCUGUCCCUAUUAAUGUAAUGUACAGUAACGGUACGUCUUUUCAAUUUCAGGCAGUUUUAACAUUUCUCCUUCCCACCAAAUUUAAUUAUUUUUGUAUUUCCUGCAGGCUUUUCCUAAAAAAUAAUCUAUAUUUUGAACUGAUACUUGUUUUAUACAUGAAUUUUUUAAAUGUGAUAAAGCUAAACUGGCCAAAGCAUGUGCCUGAACUAUGAGAUCUUUUAUUUGUUGACCUAUGAAGGCUGAAAUGGAAUUAUUAGUUUUGUGGGUGGUGUUCUUUUCUUUUCCCCCUGCAUAGUUCAAGACUUCAAUCAGGAAAAACUGUGUUGUCAUCUCUUUCUAAUUCUGGGAUUCCAGAUCAUGGUGUUCAGCAUGAAGGUAAAUGAAGCAAAUAAAUCUAGCUUUCAGUAUUCCUAAUUAAGUUCGACCUAAGCUCACUGCUCUGGGCUUUGAUGGCUGAAAAUAAGCUUAGGUACAAUAGAGCUGACUUCAUGAAUGUGGCACUUCUAAAUCAUCUUACUCCUUAACCCCUUUGGGGGGAGAAGCUAUUCUUUUGUUCAUUAUCUUACCAUCACGUGACUUUGUUCUUUCAUAAUAGAGGAUAAAUUGUUUACAUGUCUGGAGCCUUAGAGUAUAUCUGCUAGCCAAAAUUUGCAGAAUAUCUCAAGGAAAAAUACACUUUUUAAUGGCA